Molecule: messenger RNA, 1119 nt
Organism: Ostrinia nubilalis (European corn borer)
Lineage: Eukaryota; Metazoa; Arthropoda; Insecta; Lepidoptera; Crambidae
Exons: 4
Coding region: 148-513 (121 amino acids)
Source: RefSeq, a predicted model, not a curated record
GGAACCGGCUCCAAUAGGCAGCUACCCUGAAGAGCUGUUGGCGGCGGCGCCCGGCGGCCUGCCGUCCUGGGACGACGUGCGAGUGCGCUACGAUUACUACAAGAAACGCGGAUACUUGCGGGGUCUAACCCUGAGCGACUAUGUCAAAUGGGAGGAGUGGUGGUACAAGUACCAGGAGUGGCUGAAGAGAGAGCGGGCCUACGAACGCUGGGCCGAGGGCGAAGUGGGAACGGUUCGUCGCGAGCGUCGUCGCAGAGGCGGCCGCCACCGGCGCAGCUGAGGAAACGCCGCCCCCGCGGCGGUCCUGGCUGUGGACCUCGCCGCGGGGGCGUCGCGCCUGUAGGCCGGCAACGCCCCGCCCACGCCCCGCGAGCACUGCCGGUAGACUCAACUCCCCACAAAAUGUGUUUUGAUAUACACCAUCCUAUAUCACUUGAGACAACAUAUAACAUACAACUAUUGUUAUAUUCUCACCGACAUAUCGAGUUGACACCGAGCACUGUGGAAAGUUAGCGGCGGUUGUGGUGCAAAAGACUGUGUGUUAUAGUGUUUAGAUUACCUUUUACAGUACAUAUUUUAGUGUAUUAUAAUACAUAGAUUUAUACUUGCCGAAAUUGUAAACGAAUGAGGUAUUUUUUGAUUUGAUGACACACUAGGCGCGUCAUGAUAAAACUUUUAGGAAGGUUAGACGCGCCAGGUGUGCCAUCAGAAAAAUAUUUUAUUAAGAUUUUCAAAUGUCAUAAAAUCUUAAAAUUGUUUAAAAUAAUAAUUUUAAGAUCUAUUAAAAACAAUUUUAAGAAACUGCUACUUUGAUAUUCGUAUUUUUAUGCUAUUCAAUUGAUUCAAAUUGUUAGAAAGAGAGAUGAUCUUUCUUCUAACUACCUUCUAUAACUUCUUUAAAAUACUUUUUUGUUUAUAAUUUUGGCAAAAAAUAUAGUAUAUUGUAUUAUUCACAUGUCUUCAGCAUACAGUAGACUGUAUAAUGUACAUAGUUUAGAUAUUAUAUUUUGUUUGUAAAGAACAACAUUUAUAAAAUAGUUAUUUUUAUUAAAUAAUGUGUAUUAAUGUCCUUUUUGAUCAAAAAAUUAUGUUAGAUUUAGUUUUUAUGCACAUCUUAAA